This is a messenger RNA of Melampsora larici-populina 98AG31, 495 nucleotides long. RefSeq lists its product as uncharacterized. The record is from RefSeq and is a predicted model, not a curated record. The transcript has 3 exons. Lineage: Eukaryota; Fungi; Basidiomycota; Pucciniomycetes; Pucciniales; Melampsoraceae. The annotation marks the transcript as partial. Gene Ontology annotation, cellular component: TRAPPII protein complex. Gene Ontology annotation, biological process: intra-Golgi vesicle-mediated transport; early endosome to Golgi transport.
GAUAAUGAAGCUUAUCGAACGAUCGUCAAGCAAGAGAUACGCACUUGGAUCGACUUCGUUCAAGGUCUUCCCACUUCUGAGUGGCUCAUAAUUCAUGUGACGGCUGCUGCCAAGCCGAAUGCGGGCGGAAUUUUCAGGACCAAGUCUGGCGUAUUGGACAAAAUCAAAGCUGACUUCAAUGUUCCCAAGAAAGACAGAUGCAUUCAACUGUCACACUUCGGCGGCCCGAAUCCAGUCGAUCCAGCCAGUUCCGAUGUUACACAAUGGAAGGAGCUUAUCGCACGGCUCAAGGAUGGACUUAUAGCAGCGUUCGAUAUCAUUGUUGCUGAGAUGGAAGAAUCCGUACGAGGGCUGGACUCAAAGCGAGGUAGUUUGGCGUGGAAUUUUGGAGAGUACUUUGCCGCCAAGGCCAAUUUGGCCAAUAGGUUUGCCUCCAUCUGUCUAUUCGAAGACUGCUUGCUGCAAUACGAGGAGCUGGAUGCAGCUUUCUUCCAA